Salvia splendens (bonfire salvia) is the source of this 852-nucleotide messenger RNA. Its product is annotated as succinate dehydrogenase subunit 4, mitochondrial. Gene Ontology annotation, biological process: tricarboxylic acid cycle; mitochondrial electron transport, succinate to ubiquinone. Gene Ontology annotation, cellular component: respiratory chain complex II (succinate dehydrogenase); mitochondrial inner membrane. Bases 136 to 552 code for a protein of 138 amino acids. The record is from RefSeq and is a predicted model, not a curated record. Lineage: Eukaryota; Viridiplantae; Streptophyta; Magnoliopsida; Lamiales; Lamiaceae. The transcript has 3 exons.
UCGGUACCCGCGGUAACCCGUUUCGCCAUCUUUCAUACAAACUUGGGAUAGUUUUAUUUCAAUUAUUGAACAUUGUAGAACGAAACCUAAGCAGGUGAAUCAAAUCCUAGUGAAGAAUUUUGAGAAGCCAGUACGAUGGCAAAUUCUAGAAGCGCAUCAGCGGCGAUUCGCCUGAGCAGAUCGGCGGCGUCAGCCUUCCGAGCGUCCAGCGCCGGCCGCCAGAUUCCCCACACUCCAUCCGCCGCCGGCCAAUUGGCUAUCGGGCGCCCCCGUGCCCUAAUGUUCCCCACUGGCAGCAACAUCUCUUCUUCUACCCUGUUCUCUGCGUCAUGCCUCAACCGCGUAGCAUCCCGCCCCUACUCCUCCUCUUCUGCCCAGAUCCCAGGAACUAGAGCUAUUCGGUCUGUACUCUGGCAUAUAAAUGACGGAAUGGAAGAGGUUCUGGCUGAUUAUGUUCACCAUGAAAUGACUCGAACAUGGAUCUCAAUCUGUUUGAGACUGUUUGUUAUAAUCAUGACCAAGGAUGUUGUCGUGGCUGUCGCUGAUCUCUGAAGGCGAAUUUGUCUACGUGCAAAAGUGCCCAGUUUGAACUCCCCUCAGGCACAAUAUUCCUGCCUUUAGCAAGAAGGGAAAUGAAUAAAGUGUUCUUCAGAUGACUAAUCUCUGUCUGGAAAUGUAUGGAUUCUGGUAUAGAUUGUUUAAUAGGAAAUAAAAUUGAUCUUGCAGAGCAAGUACGAACUUUUGGUGUGAUUUCUGUUUUUGUACAGUUGCUGCAUUUGCGAUGCAUGCAUUUUUCGAAACAGAGUAGGUAUGUUCUUUCGUAAAAUAAUUAUUAGAAUCCCGAAGUUGCUA